AAAUGUUUAUAAGCUUUUUAUUUGGUUUAUUUUUGUUUUAUUUUUCUUCUAAUUUUAUUUAUUUUCUCUUUGUUUGUUUGUUUGUUUGUUUGUUAAUUUAUUCUAUUUUACAUUUUUAACUUGAGUUUUUAUUAUUAAUUAAUUAAUUUCUUAUUAUUUCAUAUUUUUUCUUUAUCUUAUCCUUCUCACUUACUAACUAACUAAGUAAUUAAGUCAAUAUAUUUUUUCUUAAAUAUUUAAAAAGAGGAAAUUAAAUUGGUGCAAAAGGUGCAUCAGGUUUAGGCACUGGUUUAUCAAACUGCACUAAUCUCUCAAAUUUGACACUUUCUCUGGAUGAAAAUAAAAUAUAUAAUGAAGGUGUUUCUGGCUUAGUUUGUGGUUUAUCAAACUGUACUAAUCUCUCAAAUUUAACACUUUGUCUUGAUAGAAAUUAAAUUGGCGAUGUAGGUGCAUCUAGCUUAGGCUCUGGUUUAGGAAAGUGUGUUAAUCUCUAUAAUUUGAAACUUAAUCUGAUAUAAAAUUAAAUUGGUGCAAUUGGUGCAUCAGGUUUAAGUUCAUAUUUUGCAAACUGCACUAAUCUCUCAAAUUUGGCAAUACAUCUUGAUGGAAAUUAAAUUGGUGAUGAAGGUAUAUCUGGCUUAGGUUCUGGUUUAGGAAAGUGCACUAAUCUUUCUAAUUUGGCACUUCAUUUAAGUAGGAAUUAAAUUGGUGCAGAAGGCGCAUCAGUCCUGGGUUCUUGUUUAGAAAAAUGCACUAAUCUCAAAAAUUUGGCACUACAUCUUCAAGAAAAUUAAAUUGGUGAUGAAGGUGCAUCUGGUUUAGGCUCAUAUUUCUCAAACUACACUAAUCUCUCAAAUUUAGAACUUUAUCUUGAUGAAGAUUAAAUUGGUGAUAAAGGCGCAUCAGGCUUAUGUUCUAGUUUAGGAAAGUGUACUAAUCUCUCAAAUUUGACACUUUAUCUUGAUGCAAAUUAAAUUGGUGAUGCAUCAGGUUUAGAUUUUGGUUUAGGAAAAUGCAUUAAUCUCUCAAAUUUGACUCUUUGGCUCGGAGAUAAUUAAAUUGGUGCAGAAGGUACAUCAGGCUUUGGUUCUUGUUUAGCAAAAUGCACUAAUCUUUCAAAUUUGACGCUUUAUCUUCAAAAAAAUUAAAUUAGUGAUGAAGAUGCAUCAUGCUUAAGUUCUGGUUUAGUAAACUGCACUAAUCUCAUAAAUUUAACAGUAUAUCUUAACUACAAUUAAAUUGGUUCAAUUGGUGCUUCUGAUUUAGGUUCUGGUUUAGGAAAAUGCACUAAUCUCUUAAAUUUGACACUUUAUUUGGUUGGAAAUUAAAUUGACUAUAAAGGUGCAUCAGACUUAGGUUUUGGCUUAGGAAAAUGCACUAAUCUCUCAAAUUUGACACUUGAUCUAAGUUACUAACAAAUUGGUGAUAAAGGUGCAUCAAGCUUAGGUAUUGGUUUAGGAUAGUGCACUAAUCUCUCAAAUUUGACACUAUGCCUUGAAUACAAAUAAAUUGGUGAUGAAGGUGCAUCAAGCUUAGGUUCUGGUUUAGGGAAAUGCAUUAAUCUCUCAAAUUUGGAACUUUAUCUUCAUAGAAAUUAAAUUGGCCCAUAAGGUGCAUCAGGCUUAGGUUCAGGUUUAGGAAAGUGCACUAAUCUCUCAAAGUUGAUACUUCAUAUUCAUGGAAAUGAAAUUGGUGUAGAAGGUGUAUUAGGCUUAUGUUCUGGUUUAGUAAAUUGUAAUAAUCUCUCCGAUUUGACACUUUAACUUUAUGAAAAUUAAAUUACUGAAGAAGGUCUGUCAGACUUAGGUUUUAAUUUAGCAAACUGCACUAAUCUCUCAAAUUUGACGCUUUAUCUUCUUAAAGAUGAAAUUGGCGAUGAAGGUGCAUCUAGAUUAGGUUUUGGUUUAGGAAAAUGCACUAACUUCUCAAAUUUGACGCUUUAUCUUUAUAAAAAUUAAAUUGGAGCAUAAGGUAUAUCAAGCUUAGGUUCUGGUUUAGCAAACUGCACUAAUCUCUCCAAUUUGACACUUAUUCUUAGUGAAAAUUAAAUUGGUGCAGAAGGUGCAUCAGGCUUAGGUUCUAGUUUAGGAAAAUGCAUUAACCUUUCAGAUUUGACUCUUGAUCUUCAAGUUAAUUAAAUUGCUGAUGAAGGUGCAUCAGGCUUAGUAUCUGGUUUAUUAAACUGCACUAAUCUCUCAAAUUUGAAACUUUAUCUUAAUAGAAAUUAAAUCGGCGCUGAAGGUGCAUCAGGCUUAGGUUCUGGUUUAAGAAAAUGCACAAAUCUCUCAAAUUUGACACUUUUUCUUAAUGUGAAUUUAAUUGGUGAAGAAGGCGCAUCAGGCUUAGGUUCUUGUUUUGAAAAUUUGAUUAAUCUUUCAAAUUUGUAAAUUUAUCUUCAAGAUAAUUAAAUUGGUGCUGAAGGUUCAUCAGGAUUAGUUUCUUGCUUAGAAAAGUGUGUUAAUCUCUCAAAUUUUACACUUUUACUUCAUGGAAAUUAAAUUGGCGAUAAAGGUGCAUCAGGUAUAGGUUUUGGUUUAGGAAAGUGCACUAAUCUUUCAAAUUUGUUUCUUGGCAUACAUGGCAAUUAAAUUGGUUUAGAAGGCGUAUUAGGCUUAUAUUAAGGGUUAGGAAAAUGCAUUAAUCUCUUAGAUUUGGAACUUUGGUUUGGUAGAAAUUAAAUUGGUGAUGAAGGUACAUCAUGUUUAAGUUCUGGUUUAAUAAACUGCGCUAAUCUCACAAAAUUUACACUUCAUCUACUGUAAAAUGACUAACAAUUCAAUAAAUCAUAAAAAUUGAAACUAAAAAGAAAGUUUAUUAAAUCAAAAAGAUUAGUUGUAUUAGAAAUAAAAUAUUAAUGAAAAAUAUAGGUUGGUGAAAAAAGGACAAAUAAAAAAAAUAUUUGAAAAUUAUUUAUAAUAUGUUUUAUUUAAUAUUAUUUUGUAUCCACGAAAAUAAACUUUAUAAUAAGUAGAUUUAUUGUUAUAUUUAUAAAUAUUGUCAAUUCAAUAAAAUAAGGAGAUAAUAUUGAG
Tetrahymena thermophila SB210 is the source of this 3029-nucleotide messenger RNA. Its product is annotated as transmembrane protein, putative. Gene Ontology annotation, molecular function: small GTPase binding; GTPase activator activity. Gene Ontology annotation, biological process: nucleocytoplasmic transport; activation of GTPase activity. Gene Ontology annotation, cellular component: nucleus; perinuclear region of cytoplasm; cytosol. NCBI's taxonomy places the organism in Eukaryota, Ciliophora, Oligohymenophorea, Hymenostomatida, Tetrahymenidae. The transcript is spliced from 29 exons. The record is from RefSeq and is a predicted model, not a curated record.